Messenger RNA from Zychaea mexicana, 2964 nucleotides. RefSeq lists its product as uncharacterized. Lineage: Eukaryota; Fungi; Mucoromycota; Mucoromycetes; Mucorales; Lichtheimiaceae. Gene Ontology annotation, biological process: transmembrane transport; heme transport. Gene Ontology annotation, molecular function: ATP binding; ATP hydrolysis activity; ABC-type heme transporter activity. Bases 1 to 2964 code for a protein of 987 amino acids. Gene Ontology annotation, cellular component: membrane. The record is from RefSeq and is a predicted model, not a curated record. The transcript has 11 exons.
AUGGAGGUGCUGACGACGGUCAAUGCGCCGUUACCAGUACUAGAAGAGACAACAACAUCGAGUCCGUUUCCCCCAUUUUAUUCAACGGGUCCAUUUACAUGGGCAACACCUUUCUUCACCACACCGACAGCUUUACUGACGGUUACUAUCGUUCUUGGUUUUGGACGUUAUCUCGUUACACGUGGAAGACCAUGGUUAGAAUCACCAACAGCACGACAUCGUCUAUCGCCUCUGUCGCGUCUUAUUGUGGCCAUUUCCGUCACGAUUCUUGUCACUUUUGUCGCCGACGCGAUUGCAUUGACAACUCGGGCUAUUGUUGAACGACAAUGGACCAGCAGCGUCUUGGCUUAUUACAUUGGCGUCUCCUGGCUGUCCUGGGCUAUUGCGCUGGCUUGCCUGACGGAUGAAACUUUCAAGUUUGGCGAGUGGAACUGGGUCCAGUAUAUGUUUUGGAUGGCGGCCGCGUUGGGCGAAACUAUGGUUGGUUGGCUUUGGACUGUCGGAUUGCUUCGUCCCAAACCAGGCACAGUGUUUAGUCUUUAUGACUAUACGUUCCUUGGAAUAUUCAUUGCUCGCUACGUCAUGGAGUUGUUGACCGUGCUGCUGUGCGUGAUUCAAAUGUUUUCACGACGGAACCACAGUGCUAGCGAACGGGCACCCUUGUUGGGUGCUAUGACAACAACGGAGAACCGUUAUGGCAGCACACCCGCACUAGCAGACGAGAGUGAAACGUCUCGGAAAGCAGAGCCGAGUGCGUUUUCAAACUUUUUUGGAAAAAUGCGAAAGCUGCUUCCGUACAUCUGGCCACACAAGUCAUUUAGACUGCAGCUGCUGGUUCUGGUGUGCUUUUCACUGAUGCUGGCUGGCCUGCUUGUGAAUGUUUUGGCACCACUGCAGAUUGGCAAAGUGGUGGAUGGGUUCGAAAAAGACAAAGGCAAAUUCGCAUGGGCUGCUGUCCUGGUUUAUGUCGGUCUUCGAUUCCUGCAGGGUGGGUCUGGCCUUAUCCAAGCCAUGCAGAACUGGCUAUGGAUCCCCAUCGGGCAGUACACCACGCGUGAAAUCUCGGUGAAAAUGUUCAGCCAUCUGCACGGCCUGUCGUUGCAUUUCCAUAUCAAUCGAAAGACAGGCGAGGUACUGCGCGUAAUGGACCGAGGCACCAACAGCAUCGUCCAACUUUUGUCCCAAAUCCUGUUUCAAAUCUUUCCUGCGCUGGCCAACAUUGUUGUCGCCGUGUUUGUGUGCGCCGUCAAGUUUACGCCACCCUUCGGCCUGAUUGUGUUUCUGACCAUGUCCUUCUACCUUUUUGUCACCAUCGCCCUCACCGAAUGGCGCACAAAGUAUCGUCGCACAAUGAUUGAGCUGGACAACUCGUCACGGACCAAAGCAGUCGAUUCGCUGCUGAACCUUGAAACAGUAAAGUAUUAUGGUGCCGAGGACUUUGAAAUCAACCGCUACAAGAAUGCCAUCAUCGAGUACCAAAAGGCGGACUGGCUCAGCUCUACUUCGCUCAAUGUUCUGAAUCUGGCGCAGAAUGCAGUGAUUAGCGGCGGAUUGCUCGCUGGCUGUCUCUUGUUUGCCUGGGAAGUUUCACAGGGCCGCCUUACAUCCGGUGACUUUGUAUUCUUCAACAUGUACAUGAUGCAAUUAUACACUCCACUGCACUUUUUCGGAACGUACUAUCGCAUGAUCCAAUCCAACUUCAUCGACAUGGAGAAGAUGCUCGCUCUUUUCGAGGAAGAGCAGACCGUCAAGGAUGCCCCCAAUGCAAAGGAUUUGGCUGUCAAGGAGGGUCAUGUAGUGUUUGAUAACGUUACAUUCAGCUACGAUCCUCGACAGACGGCCUUGAACGGCAUCACAUUCUCAAUUCCCAAGGGUGCCACUGUUGCCCUAGUGGGCCCUUCUGGUGGAGGAAAAUCAACAAUCCUGCGACUACUGUUCCGUUUCUACGAUCCUGACUCUGGCCAUAUCUACAUUGAUGGUCAGGACAUCAAACAGGUCCGUCAAGAAUCAUUGCGUCAAAAUAUUGGUGUUGUCCCACAGGAUACGGUGCUCUUUAACGACAGCGUACUAUACAACAUUGGUUAUGGCAACAUUAAUGCACCUGAAGAUGCUAUCUUUAAAGCGGCCAAGGCUGCCCAGAUUCACGACAAGAUCCUUCAAUUCCCCGAUGGUUAUGAAACACGAGUGGGUGAACGCGGUUUGCGACUUAGCGGCGGCGAAAAGCAAAGAGUUGCUAUUGCUCGUACCAUUCUGAAAGAUCCACCGAUUAUUCUUUUGGAUGAGGCAACGAGUGCAUUGGAUACCGGCACUGAACGUCAAAUCCAACAAGCCUUAUCGAUCAUGACCAAGGAUCGCACUACACUCGUGAUUGCUCACCGUCUUUCGACCAUUGUCAAUGCUGAUCUGAUCUUGGUGAUCAAGGAUGGCCGAGUGGUUGAGUCUGGAAGUCACGAAGAACUGAUCAAACAGGGCAGCGACGGUGUAUAUUAUGAAAUGUGGCAAAAGCAGCUCCAUGAUGACAGUGAUGGUAGCGAUGCUGAGGCAACAAAUGGCGGACCUCACAAUAACACAUAUGGUAAUGUGGAGAGUAAUAAAAUGUCGUUGUCAGCAGCAGCAGCAGCAGAUGAUGCCGUUGUCCCUGAAGCAGCUCCCAGUGGUCCCAUCCCACCCACGGGUCCAGUCCCGCCAAUCGAUACACGAUCCCCAGCCGUAGUAGUCUCGGAAUCCGAAAACAAGGACUCCAUGGUCUCAUCACCCACUGAAAUGGAAGGUCAGCAGCAGCAGCAGCAGCAGGAAGAAGAAGAGGAACAGCAACAGCAAGACCAGAGCGGCAGCGUCACUCCGGAGAAUAGGGAUGAUGAAGAAGAAGAAGGAGGAGGAGCAGCUUCAUCUAAUGCCCAGUCACCACCGAAAAAUAGAAAGAAAAAGAAACGUUCCAAGAGUAGAAAAGGCACUACAUUCUGA